This is a messenger RNA of Xyrichtys novacula (pearly razorfish), 9476 nucleotides long. The record is from the annotation of a GenBank genome assembly. NCBI's taxonomy places the organism in Eukaryota, Metazoa, Chordata, Actinopteri, Labriformes, Labridae.
GCCCUUCUCUCUGCCUGUUUUUCCAUCCGCCGUGUUUUCCCUCGAUUGUUUUGAACGAUUCGUGUCCCGAAUACGGAUGAAUUUUGGUGAAUACUCGCUAACUUUGUACACAGAUACAGGUAACUCUUAAAGCUUGAAGAGGCGUGUCUAUGUGAAGGAGGAAGAAAAGUUCCUGUAUUAGUUUUAACUAUUCCUACAAAAUUUUGACGUAUGAGUCAAGCAGCGGUGAUUUUUCUUUAAAAUAUGAUAUUAUACACAAUUAUGAGGUGUACAAGUUUUGAAUUUUCAGUUUCUAGUGCAUCAUCAUCACCAGACAGUAAAACAAGAUGGCCACCGGUAUUUGUGGGGUUAAAAAAUGAGAAAGGGAGUUAAAUCACUGUUUUGUCGCACACAGUUGUUUUAUAAGGAUGUUUUCGACAUUAAACCCUCAUGAGAGGUCAAAAGGAUGUUAAUGAGGUCGAUAUUAAACGAUUAUCUAUCGAUAAACAUGGAAACAAAAGGGGAGACGUCGUUGUGCGCGUGCAUGUGUUUCUGGAUGCCUCUUUCGCGCGCAUCGAAACUCUCCCGCCCAUCCCCAGACCGCGCUUUCAUCACGCGACCGCCCGUAGCCAUUCACAACAAAGCACUGUGGACGCGCACAGGCUCGUGACCGCGCACGUUUCGUUCGAAUAAUUUAACCGGGAACGAGUACGUGCGCGCACACGUAUUCUUUGUGUGGCAGCGUAGAGAAGCGCCAAAAGAGUGACCAUGGCUGAUGAAAAACCAAAGGUGAGUGUUUCCGCUCUGCUGCAGUCAAACUCUUUAUUUACCUGCUUUUUAAGACAUUUGCACAGAGAAAAAACGGAGUUAUUUCCAGCGGUCUGUUUUUAAAAUGUUAAAGUUCAGAGCUCAAUUUAACUACUGCCUAUACCUACUUUGAUAGACCGGAAGGUUCGUGAACGCGCAUCCACAGGCGCGCAGAUCGCUUUCUGCUUGAUGGCACACAGCUGGUGUCAUCCUCGGAGCAUGCUGCAGCUUAUCAGCGUCUGUGAGGAGAGUUUGAGAGCCCUGAGCUGGAAAUAGCGAGUGUAUGAGUCUGUGUCUGUGAAGGAGAGAAAGUUUGUGCACUCCUCAAUGGUUAACACUAGUGAAAAUCUGUACAGGCCACUGAAUUUACAGGAUUUUCAGUAUAUCUCUGUUUACAUCCGGCUGUGGUCAACUUGUGGACACUGUAACCGAGUGUAAACAAAGGGGAAAUGUGCCCGAGAGAGGCUGUAAAAUUAAAGGAAACCCCCAAAUAAAUACCCUAGCUGGUGUUCACACAGAUCAUUUGGUUCAGUUUAACUAUCAGAGUCUGCUCUACAAUUAGAACCACAUCUGGAUUUUAUUAUGCAGCCAAAUAGUCGAUAUUUUGAUCUUCUAUUGAUUAGUGCAAGCUUGCAUUAGCCACAUAAUCAAACGUCAUAUUUGCUGUCCGAUAUCCACCCUUUACCAAUUAAUGUGACAUUUACUGUUUCUAGUAUAGUGGUAUAGAAAUCAGUCAUUGACUUGAUUUCUAUUUUUAACAUCUUAAUAUUGCUCUGAUUUUGUCUGUGCGUGCAACUUCAAGUUAAGAUAUCACACUAUAUUAAAUCGCUUUAUUGUUGGUUUGUUAUUGAAUAUGCACAGUUCGAUAUCUUAAAAGGAACACCCUAGAUUAAAACUGAUUGACUUCGUUAGGGUUUAGUUGCUCAUGGUUAUAAAUGAAGUUAAAAGGCAGCAAAGGGAGUGAUGUUAGUCUGUGUCUGUGAAGGAGAGAAAGUUUGUGCACUCCUCAGUGGUUAACACCAGUGAAAAUCAGUACAGGCCACUGAAUUUACACAUUUUCAAUACAUCUUUGUUUACAUCUGGCUGUGGUCAACUUGUGGACACUGAAACCGAGUGUAAACAAAGUGGAAAUGUGCCCGAGAGAGGCUGUAAAAUUAAAGAAAUCUGUCAGAGAACCCAAAAAACAAACACGGGAACUGGUGUUCACACAGAUCAUUUGGUUCAGUUUAACUAUCAGAGCCUGCUCUCCAAUUAGAACCACAUCUGGGUUUUAUCAUCCAGCCAAAUAGUCAAUAUUUUGAUCUUUAUUGAUUCGUGCAAGCUUGCAUUAGCCACACAAUCAUACAUCAUAUUUGGCAUAAAUAGUCCUGCUGACUGAUAUCCACCCUCACCAAUUAAUGUUACAUUUACUGUCUCUUGUAGCUGAUAUUUAUGUGAUAUGGACUCAGUUUAAUAUCAGCAAGUUUGAAGUAAAACAUGUUUUUUAGCCCAUGGUGAGAAAACAACAAAAGGGAGGUGAAUAAAACCUUAUUUAUGUUUGGAAAUACAUUAAUUAAUUGAAGAUUUUUCUGUUCUACUUUUCUUUUAAACAACUAAUGCAUCAAAUUAACCUGUGAUAAGGCAGUUUUAAUGCCUUCACCAAAUACAUAGAUUUUUUAGAGCUAUGUAAGUACGAAAGAAUUCUUUGUACUGGGUUUGUUAUUGUAAAGCAGCCAAAGAGGCUUUGAAGCAGUGAAUUUUUCCAAAUAAAACUCUGUUUAAAUUAAGAGUUGCUUUACACUGUUUUAUUGAAUUAGUACUAAAAGAUGUUGUUUGAAGGCUUGAAGGACUGUUAUAAUGUGCAGUAGUGUUUUAGUCUGCACAACUUUCUACAAGAUUCAAAGACAAAUGAGGACAGAUUAAACUUUUAAACGACUUUUUCAUUCAGCCGACCCAAGCUGAUAAGAUAACUAAUAGGUGCUGCUGAUUAGUAGCUAAAGCAAAAUCCAAAUGCUGUGCUGACUAUUUUCUUUCCUAAGGAGCCCAAUGGCCUGUGGUUAUUAAGUGAAAAAACACUCUUGAAACAUGAGACGGAUGCUGGAUGCUCCCCAAGAAGGAUGUAAAGGAUUUGCUAUUAACUCCAAACCAGAAUCAAUAUAUUUGUACUAAUCAAAUCAUGUUUUGCAAAUGCAUAUAAAUCUACAGAAGGUACUAAAAGACAUCUAUACAUGCACCUGAGUACAUUAACUCUGUUUUAUUCCCCUGUCUAAGUUAUUGUCCUGUCAACCUCUCUGAAUGAUGAGUUGGAGGUGUAAUUAACCCUCUAUGAAGUUUCUAAAGUUUCCCCAGACUCACUGUCUUUUUUUUUCCUCUUGACUUCAUCUCACAGGAGGGAGUGAAGACGGAAAACAACGAACACAUAAACCUGAAGGUAGCGGGUCAGGAUGGAUCUGUGGUGCAGUUCAAGAUCAAAAGACACACGCCGCUCAUCAAACUCAUGAAAGCCUACUGCGACAGACAGGUGGGUGUAGCAUCGUAUCUGCACACUUAAGGCUUCGCUUACAAAUGCGGGGAAAUCUGGGAGACCUGACAGGUUUAUUCCUUAACAAGCGGUCCCUAAAGUCCAGGGCGUCAGAGCUGAUUACUGCAGGUUGUCUGCUACAUCCUCAUAUGUGAAAUAACAAGUAAAGGAGCCAGAACUUCGAUUUAAAAUAAGUAUAAAAAUGUGUAAUUUGCUUUUAAUAGAGCUGUAGUUUCAAGAAGACAUGAUGCUUUCUCAUCUGCUCAUGUAGGACCUACUUUUUUUGCUUGUUUACUCUGUUUAAUCACAAUAUGAGGGGUGUAUGGUCCUAAAAAAUCAACACACUUCCUGCGUUUUGUCAGGCCCUCAUGGAUAUACUAAUACAAGCUUGAAUAGUUGUUCGUUUCAACGCUGUAUCUUUAGGAAUGCAGUUUGAAAAACUUCUGCUAAAGUUGCAUAUGCAUCUCUGUGUCUCUGGGGCACGGCACAACACAUCUGCAAAAUCUGUUGUCCUUCUGCGUACCAGAACCAUCGUUUCAGUACUUACUGGCCUUGAAGAACUGUGGGCUUUUCUUUGGCAGAGACUUCCAGUUUCUGCCUUUUUUUUUUCUUACAAACCAGCUUCAAAACUGUGUCACAAACAUCCAGAGCUGCAUCCAAAAAUAUGAGUGCAGAGGAAACGUUUUACUGAGUUCUGGCUCACCGGAUCUGCAGUUUUAUUUAUAACAGCCAGAGUUUUAGAUUGUAGAAAUGCAGUGAAGCAGAGCUGAGCCACUGAAGCUCAUGCACAAUGCAUCCUGGUACAUGUAGGAAUCACCAGCACUAUUGUUUGUUAUAUUGUUAUAACUUCAUUUGACUAAAUCAGGUUUACUUUGACAUCCACACCGACUGUGGAAAAAGUCCCUUUUGAUUGUCCUGCAUGCUCAACACUUGACCAGACACACCUCUGCAAUUGUAAUGCAGCCAUUGUGAAAGAAAUGAGUCACAGCCAAGUUUUUCCUGCAGAAACAUGUCAAAAUGUCAGCGAUUGAAGCCUCUUUCAAAAAAGUAGAAUAUUUUCCCUGAGUAGAGACAGAACUGAACCAGAUAUUCGCCACUAUUCUCAGAUUUUCCAGCUUUAAAGAUGAUAUGGUUUUAGGCUUUUAAGAAAUUUGAUAUACGGUGACUCUUCAUUAUUAUAAUUUUCAUAAUGAUUGUAAUUACUUGAUGCUUUGAGGCAACAGUUUUGAAGCCAGCACAUGUUUGUACUUGAGGGAGCACAAAAAGGCUGUGAUGAGAGUAAUUUUCACCCCUGACAAGUCAUAAAACCUCACCUUAGUAAGAGAUAAAAUCUGAGUUUCUCCCUAGAUAACCUAAUGCAAAUUCAAGCAAACAAGUACCAGAAAAUCCAGAGUAUAAGCUAGACAUGUAUGUAAAAUACAGUCCAUUUUAGGGGCCACUCAAGGGGUAAAAGGUUAAAACUUUGUUCCUGUGUGAAAUUUAUAAUUUUGUUCAGCAACGUUCAGUUUUUAUGCAAAUGUGUAGCUCUUUAUAGUGCAAUCAACCUCCACAGGUUUGAGUUUUCUUACGUAAAUUAGCAUUCCAAGUUAAUAUGGUAAUUAGUGUUUCUAAUAAUGAAUGUAAACUCUACCCCUCCCAACCAGUUUUCCCCUCAGCUCCUACUCUCCCCUCCCUCUUUGCUCCCACAAACAGACACACCUGCUCGUUCCAAUUAAAUUCAGACAUAAUGCAGAUAAAUACUUCAGAUCAUUACAAAUGGGGCCCAGUCAAGGUGAAAGUCAAAAGCAUUGGUGCUACUGUAGAUGCCAACAGACUACCAGCAAACACAAUGUUUGCAGGACUUCUACAACGAGGAUAAAGUGACAUAGUCCAGGACCCGAGGGAGGACAGUUUAGCGAUGGCGCUACAACACGCUACAGCAGGUCCGUUUGACAAGAAACACUUCUGUUACAGACACUUGUCUUACUUUGUUAAAGCGGUUUACCUGUCCAGCAGAAAGGUUACAGGGUCACCAAGAUCCAGAAACAUCCCCCUUCUUUGUUGACCCGGCUUUUUAGCUCUUGUCCGGUCUACCUCCUUUUUUAGUGUCCGUUAUUCCUCAAGAGUCUUCGGUAUUUACUUUGUUUUCUUGCUUGUGUCGGCAGUUGUGGCUAAAGGAGGAUUCAGACAAUUUUCCGAACUUUCUGGUUGGUUUCUACUGUCCGAUAUUGUAGCACGCUAACUUUGUUUGGGCUCGUGAACGACACGGGGGAGCAGCGUCUGCCUCACAACCAUAAACCCAUAACUGAAACCUAAUAAUAGAAAAAAAUUACAAAAAAUGCCAAAAUAGUCCACUUCCUCGUGUAUUCAACAGGCUUAGAAUAUUGUUUGCACUGCAGCGUAGUAUGCAUCUCACUUUUUAGGUGACCACAAAGUAUCAAAAGUUUAUCUUAUACAUCAAAUUUUAUGGUAGUUUAUGUUUGGAACUGAAAAAUAAACCUUCUGUUUGUAUUUUGCAGCAGAAAAGUUUUUUUCUCUUCGUUGUUGAAGAUGAACGUUUGCAGCAGAUAUAGUGUGCUGGAAUGAACACUAUUAUCCAAAUAAUGAGGGUAUUGGCAGGCCUAGGUCAAAAACAUGUCCUACACACAUCACAUACAAGCCGUUUACACUCGUACAGACAGUCAAGAGUUCAAACGUUAAAUAAAAGCCAGCUGAUUCUCAUUACGGAGUAAAUCAUGACGGUCACAUUGUCAGUCAUUUUCUUUUCCCUGAAAGACUCGUUGUUCAUUCGUUACUGGCUGUGCUCCAGCUCCGCUCUAUCGCUCUCCUUCUUCUCCUGUUCCCGCGUAUUUAAAGCCGUAGUUUAGAUGUAAAUCUCCCAUCAGCUUACGUCAUUCCUGUCACCUCAAACCUAAUGCCGCACCACUCCUCUGUGAUUCCACAUAAUCAUCACAAACAUCAUCUUUUCCAUCAGCAGUUAAGAUCUGAAUCACUUCUGAAGUCGUCCUUCCUUCCUCGAAUAAGAUGCAGGAAUGCUGACUUAUUCUAAUGAGCAGACGGUCGGACGAGUGCCAGCUCACUCCUUAAAGCUUCACUCUCUAAACAGUCCUGCUGUUUGACAACAUCUGCUGCACUCUGGAGAAUCUAUGUCUAAAGUUCGAAUAUUUACAGAAAUAAAACUUCGGACUUUCCUCUCGAUCUGAAAGUCAAAUGAGCUUCAACUCUCUGGAAGAAAGGAAACUCAGAGCGGAGUCGAGGAGGCCAAAGCAGACAUGUUUGUCAUGCAGCUCAUUUUGAAAACUACAGGGAGAAGCAGAUGUUUUUCAUUAUCCCUUUAUUCCUCUCACAGAAGACUGUACACCUUAUUAUUCUUCUCUGACCCUCGAGCUGCAGACUCCAUACUUAAAAGCUAUCGGCCUGUCCGCAGCAUAUUAAGAGAAUUACAGCUUUUGUCUUUACAGCACAUUUCAGACUUUGAGAAAACCAGAUCAGUGAAUCAGUGGGUAAUAAAAGCAUUAUUACAACACAUUAAAACACAAGAAACAAAGACGUGACUAAACCGAUCUGCAGAAAUGGGAAAAGAGCAAGAUAAGGAAAGCAAAUCUUAGUAUUCGUGAUCAUCUUUGGAGAUAUAAACAAUCGAUUACAGGUUUGAAAAGUUUUUAGUUUCCUGCGACGAAAACAAAACCAAAUGUGUUUACUCCCAAAGUCUCAUGUUUUCAACAGCAACAUUUGGACUCUAACUUAGAGUGUUGCUGUUGGCAGAGCAGCCUGUUACAGCGGCUACGCGUUGUGAACCUAAACAGCGCCGAACAUGGAGGAAAAGGAUGGCGAAAAACGUCAUCACAAUACGUCACAAAUCAAAUCUUUCCAUUAGUUGAAAGAAAGGGGUUUAAAUAAAUGAAAUAAACAGUCAAUAAUUGAGAGCACCAUUCAACGGUUGCAAAUCUACAGGAUUUGUAGAGGUAUACAAAUCUCUAAACAUACCGGAUAUUAACCUGAGGUCUUGUGUUUUUGUCUCUCCAGGGACUUGCAAUGAGGCAAAUCAGGUUCAGAUUUGACGGACAGCCGAUAAAUGAGACAGACACACCUGCACAGGUGAGUACAGAGCUGCUGAAUCAAGGAGUUAAAAGUAUAAACUGUCAUGCCCUCCUGCACCUGGGCUAUAGAAACGGCUCAGUCAUACUUCAUGUGUUUGCACAUGAAUCAUCAUCGCUCACUCUGGGGGGUUUUAGCCUUAAUCUUCAUCUGCCUGUGAGGAAUGCAUACUCCAUGCAUUCCUUGAAUGCCCUCACCUGGAGAAGCUCCUCUUGGUGUGUUUAUGUUUGGGAUUUUCUCUCUCUGUCCUUCAAUCUUACAAACAUGAUUACAGUCUGCUCACGGUUUGAAAUCCCCCCAGUCUUUGGACAAGUCUUGAUACGUGCAAUUGUAGGGCGGAGAAGAGCUUGCAGACUAAACAAUGACCAAACUGAAAAGAGAGAAGAGCAGCCCACAGUGAGCAGAAAAGUCCAGGAUGACAUGAGUCUGAGGACUGAACGUUGUAGUUUUUAUGUAAAACUUUGCAGGAUGGAAGUUGAAUGAUAGUUUAGAGGAGAUUUAUGCAGAUACUCAGAUUCAAAAGUGGGGCCUUUUUUUUUUAAGUACCUUUAAUCCAGUAUCUGAGACUCUCUCUGUUCCAAAACCCUGAAAAACUGCAGAGCUGAGCCCAGAAAAGCAUCCCAUAUGUCAGUCCCUGCUGAGGCCACUUUUGUGAGAGACUCUGACCAGAACAAGCAAAAAUUUUUUAAAGAUACAAAGAUGAAACAUCUGAAAGAAAUAAAAGAAAAUGAAAGUCUGAGGGCCUUUUAAAACAAGAUAUUUAAGUCAGUGAAAGGUCCUGAUUCAUUUCAGGAACAGGAAACUAGAAAUCAGAAAAGGGAAGAAACAAAAGUUCACAGCAAAUACAAAAGAACCUGAAGUUAAUGAGAGACAUGUGAGCUUUAAACAGAAAUUGGCUUUUUCUAAUGAGGACCACAGUCAGAUGCAUUUGUGGAGUUUUUAAGUGAUUGUGAAAUAGACUGAAAUUAAUAGUGAUGCCUGUUUAUGAUAUACGAAAGGGAACAAGACUACCAGGAACAAAGUGGACAAUUCCUCUAUUGUCAUUUUUGACGCAACAACAUGGGGGGUCACUUUCAGACAAGGCGGCUGAUUUCACGUUGUAGAUACAGCCUAACAGGUCUGCAGUCUAUUGAGCUUUGCAUGAAGCAACUUAAAGGGAUAAUCCGGCGUAAAAUUAUGUUAGGGUCAAACACACCACAACACUGAGUUAGACACCCCCUCCAGAGAUGAAUUUUGCCGACCUCUCUAGCCACAAAUAAUGCUCAGAACAGCACCUAACUUCAUCAACUUUUUUUUUUAACAAAUACGCAGACUCAUGUGAAACUCAUGCGCUUUAAAUAACUGUCUUUUCCCUCCACAGUUGGAAAUGGAAGAUGAAGAUACGAUCGACGUGUUUCAGCAACAGACGGGAGGCCUGAUUUAAUCGACCACACGCAUCACAGUUUUCCUUCUUCACACUGCAAACCUUCCCAGUCAGUACCUCUGCAGCUGCUUCUUUACAACUCGUCCUGAUGUCUCCACAGAGUUUGAACGCAGACGUUUUCAUAUCUCUGCUCCACAUAACUGCUGUAUAAUAGUUUCAUUCUCGCCCUUCUUUUUUUUUUGGUUUUGUACAUAAACCGACAUCGAAAUCAUCCGGGUUUUCUGUUCUCAUGCUCAGUUGUUGUAAAUGUUAAGGACAGUCCUUGCCAAUUUGUAGGUUGUUCAUUUUUCCAAAGGUUGCAGACAGAGAGGAAUGAUGAUGGAGGGGGAUACUUAAUAAAACCGACAGUACUGAGCAAAUGUCGUUGGGCGAGGCUUGUUCAGUGUCCAACAAAUCUAUUCUUCAAGUGAACUCUUUGGGGACUGGCGAUCAUUUUACGAGUGCUACACCCUGUUAGGGAACGAGGCUGGAUGGUUGUUUGUUUUUCUGUUAUCAUUGAAAAGUUAUUUGAUUUUAUACAUUUUUAUAUAGUAAUGGAUGUGUAGGGAAAUGUUUUGAGUAAUGGUUUGACUAGGCCAAGCUUCAGAUUUCGGGGAGCCUGAUGAGACGUUCCAGUCAAAUAAACAUCUGUAUUAUCUAUUGAGAUGCUUGUUAAAAUAAAGCUAUUGUCUUUUUCCAAACUUCCACUAA